AUGAUGGUUCAUAUACCAGUCAGUCAUGUCUCGAUCAACAGGCACUGGCGUGGUAGUGUUAGUUGUUGCGACUUUAGACCUAAAGGAAUUAUGGUGUCCUAUGGAACCAGAAGAAAACACAGGAUCCUACUGGUACAUCUCUUUGCAAAGGCUCUUGGUCCGUCUAAGUCAAAGUGUUUCCCCAUCUUCCAUGCCCUUACAGGGUGCGACACAACAUCCUUCUUCGCUGGGAGAACUUUCCAGAUGUUACAAGGACAUUUCUCGAGCUGGCAGGGACCCCCUCUAAUAUUUCUGAGGAGAAUCUGUGCACAAUAAAACGAUUCGUCAUUCUGAUUUGCGAUAGGACUAGCCACUUCAGCAAGGAGGGUGUUAAUUUAGAAAACAAUCGGUUUCUUCUUGAGAAAUUGUGAUGGUGUAAUGUUUGCAUUUAUUUAUAGUUACUAUUUGGUAUUUGUUCCAGGUCAAUGAUGCCCGAAAGUACUUGUUCGCCAAGAAAAAGGGAGAGGGUUGGAAGGCCUUCCACCCACUCGUGACGCUCUGGAACAACACGCGAAGCGCACCGCAUAUCAAGGAGGAGGAUACAUGUGGGGACAGGCAACCGCCAGCAAUCCUGUUCUUCCUGAACCACCAAAUUAGGGCUGGAUCCUUGGAAGAAAAGAGCAGCUGGAACCACAAUGGGUUACGCUUAACUAGCAGCGGCUGUCAUCUGCAAAGAACUGGUCCAUUGUGGUUGUAAAAAGAGUUGCAGCAGAAUAUGCAAAUGAUUGUGUAAAGGCAGACCUUCCACAUACCCCGCUUUGUAUAUGUGAUGGACAAUGCAUUCGUGACUAACUUGUAUAAUAUUAAAUAUUCAAAGCAACUAAAAGGGCUAUUGUCAUGAGGAGAUUGUUGUUUUGUGCCAAUUCUUUGCUUAAACUUAGUGCCUUUACCCAUACAAAACAAUGCUCCAGUAGAGUUAGGGAAAAGAAAGCAUCAAGGAGCACAAACCAUUGUAUAUUUUUGGUGAUUUUAGCAGGCACGGCAUUAAAACUUGAAAAUGUUGGCCCAACGUUUCCAUGUUUUGCUUCAGAUCCUAGCAACCGACGAAACUAGGCCAUUAUUGUUAGAAUUCAAUUGCAACGAAGACACAUUUUAGGUUUUUCAAAAAGAAAGUAAAUGGUGUGAUAUAGCCUCUUUAAUUUUUAUUUUCCUGUUGCCAUGAAAACAUAUUGUUAAGUGGCAUGUGAUAAAGAAGACGUACGUGCAAAACAGAUUAAUACCAAUGACUAAAAUGAUAGCAUUUCAGGAUAAACUAGGACAAGCAAAAAUUUUCAUUAAUUUUAAUUAAUUGUGGUUUCUAUGGAAAACGACGUAUUUUGGGCUUGGCACUAUAUCUGAAAAUGAUUGUAUUGCAGGACUUCUAUGAGUGUGCCAAAUUUCAUGCUUGUAUCAAAAAGGGCACAAUUCACCUGAACUUUGGAGCUAAGCCGCCGGACUGAAAACGCAUUAAGGUUAAAACAAUGUCCGAAAAUAUCGCAGGCGCGUGUGUUUGUAGCAUGCACACAGAGUUCAACUUACGUGACAACGUGCAAUUGUAUCGUUUUCGAAAGUUUUAUUGUGGACAGAUGAAAAAACAUCAGAACCGUAGUGUGGACGCGACUCGAUCGAUUCGUUUUCGAUGACAACGAAAAUGCAUACUUUUGAAAACGCAUUUGUGUGUCUACGGGGCCAAAACCCAGACAGUAUAUUAGUAAGGCGGUUACGAGUGUUUAAAAGUCGUAGGCGAAAGCCUUUAAGCUCGUAUUGCAAUCGGAAUCGGUCAUGCAAAAGACUUGAAACAUGAGAUCGUUAGCAAUUUCCAGAAAGAAAAAUAAAAGGGCCCACAUGCUCGCCUUAGCCCACCGUCAUUAACAGUUGAUACUUAUUAAAACAUGAAAACGUGCGUUUUGAACUGAAUCAAAUUAUGCUGCAUUUCUUUUUGUCGCUUACAGGGUCGUUGUUAGCCGUAAUCUUUGGUGUGUGGGUUCUAGCCUCAUUCGCUGGAUCGAUGGUAGCGAUUCCUGUACAGACUGGUGUGACAGGUUUGAUAAUAACCGUGACAUUCCUCUUCGUUCCACUUAUCGUUAUUUUGGCAGCUUAUGGCAAGAUUUUUCGCAUAGCUAGAGCGCAUGCUCAUGGCAGAGGCGUGAGUUCCUUCAAAAAGGUACCAAUCUUCAAGCCGGUUAAAACGGAUUGUCAAUGUUGGUUCAAUGUCCAGCAUUGCUGGAUCUAACGUUUGAGAUCCUUUUGAAAACCUUGUUGAGCGGUGUUGGGAGCUAGAUGAUGCUAGACCGUGCUUAAACGAGUUCAAACGUUCCAUCGAACAUUACCUAACACUUAGUUUAUUUUCGUUACCAAAUACACAAUAUUUUUCAUCUUAUAUUUCAAAAGAAUAAUAAUAAUCUUUAUUAUUAAAAACUGAAUCAUUUAAUGCUAAUGCAAUUCGAGCAUUUUGAUUGGCUUAGCCAUCAUGGUACAUGAGCCAUUAUACCAUGAUCUCCAUAUAUGGUCAGUGUACGCGUCAGUUCAAACCUGAGACUUUUUUUCCGAAGGAUAGAAUGGCGCCUGAAGAAACUUGAAUCGUUUUAAUUCUUAGAAAUACUCGAAAUGCAAUUUUAUAGGAAAAAAAACAAACAAAUAAAAAAGCCACAAGAGUUUGUUUGAAAGUUUAUCGAAAAACACAUGAAAAGACAAGAAACUAAAAUACCUCGAGCAGCUACGAAAGAAGACAAGUAUUGUUUCUCCAUGACCGCGAAGCCACUCACCGAUACAUAACUGCAGCCUGAUCAUCCGACAUAAAGAAUAUAAAUCACAAGAAACUAACAGGCUAUGCAGCCAUUCACUACAGCAAUCAGGCGUCAGUAUAGCUUCUUCUCUCGUUAAGCAAAACCAGCUGGCGGCUUCAAACAACUUCAUAACAAGCUUUGCAUGAGUUUCUGAAUGGCAACCGAGGGAAUAGUUUUCCUCCAUCGUUCUUACUUUUGUAACUGCGCCAAAAAUCCAAAUUCACAGUAAUUUCGACGGCUGCACUUAAAAAUUCUUUUUGUUCGCAGGUAAAUGAAGGCAUUGGCCCCAAAUGAUUCAGUGAAAAAGUGAUGGGGGGUGCUCUAUCUCUGAGCACGUAAGCACGAGAAAGAUGAGAAUUUGCCAGAUACAUACAUGUGUGUUUUCUGUUCUGGUGUUUUUCAAUUAUGCAAAUGUUGUCACGUGACUCCACACGGUCAGAAAACAAUGGCAACACUUUUUGUUGUGAGUUAUUAAACCGGACUGGUUUAGGACCAUGUGUAAUGCAAGCAUGUACAAAACUGUGCUUGGCCUUUUUUGAAUUUUUUACUGUUUUAGAAAAUAAACGGUUUUUUCAACUAGACCCAGUCCCCCAAGGCAUUUUUAUCAGAUCUUAACGCCUUCGCUUUCAAAUAUCUAAAAAAGGCGAAGGACAGAAGUGAUAUAUUAAACGGCCUUAACAUUAUGCAACCGGUAAAAAAGUUGAGGACACACGAAAAAGUGAAAUCGGCACAAACUAAAAAUGAGAGCAGCUGGCAAAGUUUUAUGUGUCUACAUCUAAAGCUCUUAGAUAUAGAUCACCCCCUCACUUUUGAAGUGAGCAAAUUGAGGCAAAUUGAGGCCCAUGCCUUAAUUUACCUGAGUUCUCAUUACCUGGGAGAUUUUUUAGCUGCUAUGCUGUGUAAAAUCCUAGAAUCCCGAUGAAUUUUUAAAAUUGUUCAAGCUAAUGACGUAUUGAUCAUGAUUUUUCAUUCAUGAUAAUUCACCCAGUUCGUUCGCGCGUUGAGAGUUUUGAUAGACGUGUGACACGUGAAAAGCGGAAGUCCCUUGUCUUUUCCGGCUUGUUCUAACAAAAUAAAGUCGGAGAGAUUCAUCGAGAUUUUGUGGGCGUUUUUAAUAAAACAAUUAUUCCACUCGCGCUUGUUGGAUAUGAGAUGAUUAUAUAUGAGAUGAUUAUAGCCAUCGUUGGCUAUCUACCAUCUGAUAUCCAGCGCCAGAGGCGGAUCCAGGGGAGGGGCCUCUCUUAUUUGUAGACCAAACUCGGGGCCCGAACGGGCUCGAAAAAUUUUUUUUUGAGACCGGCCCCACCCCUUUUCUCAGGGUCUGGAUGACCCCCGCCCCUCCCCUUAUUUGAAGGUUUGGAUCCGCCACUGAACGCGCCCUCGUGGAAUAAUUGUUAAUUGAGAUAACUUUUUCAUAUAAAAUAUGGUUUUCAAAAAGGAUCUCAUAGACUUAAAAAUAAAAAAUGCAAAAUACACACAAUUGUAAAAACUGUUUAAAUGUACAAGAUAUUAACUCAAAUUCAUUUAAAUUACAAAAUUUAAAAAGAUUACGUUUAAUAAAACGACAACAACUUCCCAUCGUUUCCAUCGUCUUACAUGUACAAACCAAAGAAAUGACGUCAGGUUUUCAAAACAAAAUGUAGUGCAGUACUGCAAAGUAAGAGGACGUAAAAAAAAACCCGACACCACUGUCGACUGGAGUAUAGGACUGUUGGACUAAAAACUUUUGUAUAUUACUUUAUUAGCUUUUUGAUUGUCGGAAGGCAAGAGUAACCGCAAUAGCGUUUAGCCAGCUACUGGGGGCCCCGAAUACUCUACUAACCCCUCCCCCUCCCCUCAGGAAAGUUAAGCCACAUCUCUAGGGUUCAAGACGGCACCUCCCCUUUAAAAUAUCCUAGUCUCUUGUAACUUUGCUGCACAUUUUCUUCCCUCCCCCUCCCCCCACCCCAUUUACAUUUUAAAAGGUACUAUUAGAACUAUAAAGAUCUUUCUACGCCUAAGUUUAAUGGCUGGCUGUGUUUUGGUUUCAGGAUUUGCGUAUUUCUAUAACUGUGGCAGUAGUGACAGGUCUUUUUAUCAUUUGUUGGACGCCGUUUUUUGGCAUCAACUUUGCGUUCGGACUUUGUUCGUCCUCAAGCAUCGGGUGUGAAGUGCUAAACAAAAUACCACCAACUUUCAUAGCACGGAUAAUUAAAUAG
Messenger RNA from Porites lobata, 5002 nucleotides. The record is from the annotation of a GenBank genome assembly. NCBI's taxonomy places the organism in Eukaryota, Metazoa, Cnidaria, Anthozoa, Scleractinia, Poritidae.